AUGAAACUCUCUUUUAACUUUUUGGCUGCUUUGAGUGUUGCUUCGGCGCAAGAAACUACAACCUGGACGACUGUAACAGCCCCAGAUGACAGACCAGUCGGAAUCAACGAUGUCGAUUUCGGACGAAGAAAGAACAGAAACAAGAAGAAGAAGAAGAACCAAUACCAAACUACAACGACUGAGGCUCCAACAACUUCGGAAGCGACAACAACAACGGUAUACACAACAACUUCGACGACAACAACGACGACAUCAACCUCGACAACUACAGCUGUCACUACGACUUCGACGACAGCAACUUCUGCUGAAACAAGUACUGCUUCAACUGCUACAACUGGUGCUUACAAUGAUGGGAGUUAUACAACAAUUGCCGAUACAACAAUUGCCGAUACAACACUUGAUACAACAACGACAACCGGGGAAGUAAUCACAACAGACGCGUAUGGAGCGCCAACAACAAUAACACAAACAACAACGACUGAGCCAACAACCACUACAGUUACAACAACAACGUCAACGACCACAUCUAGCUGGACAAAAACAGUUUACGACCCUACAUCAACCUUGGGAGGAAAUUAUACUUACUACGGAAACAACCCUGGAGACCAAUACGGAAUGCUCAUUGACAACAAUGACUCGAACGUUGAUGCAGGAAACUACAACUUGAACAUGGACGAAGACGGAGAUGGAAUCCCAGAUUCUCAAUUUUCCGGAUUGACAUGCUGGACAUGUCACGCAUCAAGCUGGGCAAAAUGCGCGAAUCAAGGAAAAGCGGUCAAAUGCCUGAGCAACGAGCAGAGUUGCUUCACUACUGUUCGAAAGAGGAACUGGGAGCUCGAGGCAGUAGAGAUGGGAUGCAAGGCAAAAGAUGUUUGUGAAAAUGAAAAGGAACAAAAUUUCCCGCAUAAUCGACCGGCAAACUAUCAAUGCAGAUUAGGUUCACUUGGUGCUGGAAAGCCUUCAGUUUGUCGACAAUGCUGCUAUUCUGACCUUUGUAAAGGGUCUUAA
Molecule: messenger RNA, 1008 nt
Organism: Oikopleura dioica
Lineage: Eukaryota; Metazoa; Chordata; Appendicularia; Copelata; Oikopleuridae
Source: the annotation of a GenBank genome assembly